This is a messenger RNA of Agelaius phoeniceus (red-winged blackbird), 1374 nucleotides long. RefSeq names its product adenosine A1 receptor (gene ADORA1). Gene Ontology annotation, molecular function: G protein-coupled adenosine receptor activity. Gene Ontology annotation, cellular component: synapse; dendrite; plasma membrane. Gene Ontology annotation, biological process: G protein-coupled adenosine receptor signaling pathway. The record is from RefSeq and is a predicted model, not a curated record. NCBI's taxonomy places the organism in Eukaryota, Metazoa, Chordata, Aves, Passeriformes, Icteridae.
AGCCCUGGAUUUGCAGGACAAGGUGACCGAGGACCCCCACGGGAGCGGGGCGGACCGGAGCAUCAUGGCACACCCCAUCUCAGCCUUCCAGGCUGCCUACAUCUCCAUCGAAGUGCUCAUCGCUUUGGUGUCCGUGCCGGGCAAUAUCCUGGUCAUCUGGGCUGUGAAGAUGAACCAGGCGCUGCGGGAUGCCACCUUCUGCUUCAUCGUCUCGCUGGCAGUGGCAGACGUGGCCGUGGGGGCUCUGGUCAUCCCCCUGGCCAUCAUCAUCAACAUCGGACCCCAGACGGAGUUUUACACCUGCCUCAUGGUGGCCUGUCCCGUCCUCAUCCUCACGGAGAGCUCCAUCCUGGCGCUUCUGGCCAUCGCCGUGGAUCGGUACCUGCGGGUGAAGAUCCCUGUCAGGUACAAGAGCAUGGUGACACCACGGCGGGCAGCCGUGGCCAUCGCCUGCUGUUGGAUAGUCUCUUUUCUGGUGGGACUUACUCCCAUGUUUGGGUGGAACAACCUCAACAAGAUGCGAAGGACUCAGGAGCUGAACAGCAGCCACACGGAGUUUGUCAUCACGUGCCAGUUUGAGACAGUCAUCAGCAUGGAGUACAUGGUGUACUUCAACUUCUUCGUCUGGGUCCUGCCGCCCCUGCUGCUGAUGCUGCUCAUCUACCUGGAGGUCUUCAACCUAAUCCGCAAGCAGCUCAACAAGAAGGUGUCUUCCAGCUCCAAUGACCCCCAGAAGUACUAUGGCAAGGAGCUGAAGAUCGCCAAGUCCUUGGCGCUGGUUCUUUUCCUGUUUGCGCUCAGCUGGCUGCCUCUGCACGUCCUCAACUGCAUCACCCUGUUCUGCCCGUCCUGCCAGACCCCGCACAUCCUCACCUACAUCGCCAUCUUCCUCACCCACGGCAACUCGGCCAUGAACCCCAUUGUCUACGCCUUCCGCAUCAAGAAGUUCCGGACAGCCUUCCUGCAGAUCUGGAACCAGUACUUCUGCUGCAAAACCAACAAAAACGCCACCAGCACCACCACAGCCGAGACAGGCAACUAGGAACUGGGAGAGGGCAGGGAGGGGCAUCUGUGCCCACCCAGUCCCACCUGGACGCUGUUCCUGCUGUCUCAGGAAGGGGUAGCAAGGACCUGAUGGCUUCUGAGUUCAGCGGCCCCCUGCAGUCCCUACAGCCACCCCAGGGGGUUAUUUAUUCACAAGCAUUGUACUGUUUGGAUAUUGUAGCCUGCACUGUUCCUUUCUGGUUUAGGAUUUUUUCUCCCUGAUUGUUUUUGUUUUUCAUUUUUUUAAGCAUUGCCAAGUAUUUAAGGAGAAAUUGUACAGACAAAUACGCAAUUUAUCUUCAUGCAAAUAAAGUCCAGUGAUCCAAACCA